Messenger RNA from Solanum stenotomum, 1062 nucleotides. Its product is annotated as dormancy-associated protein homolog 4. The record is from RefSeq and is a predicted model, not a curated record. Bases 262 to 681 code for a protein of 139 amino acids. The transcript has 3 exons. NCBI's taxonomy places the organism in Eukaryota, Viridiplantae, Streptophyta, Magnoliopsida, Solanales, Solanaceae.
AUUAAAUUAAUUUCAUCUACUAAUUUUUAAUUUGUCUAAUAAAUUACCUCUCUCUUUGUAAACUUGUAACAGUCGCAUUCUGGUGGUGUCCCCCGCCUUACAAUAUAUUCAGACGUUUAGCAUCACCUCAAUUACGGUUGUUACAAAUUAAAAAAAUAAAAAAAUUAGGAAAAGAAAAAGAAAAAAAAUUAAGUUACUAAUUAAGAGUUUUGUUUUUUUUUAAUUCAAAUCAUUUGUGUUUUUUUCAUUAAUUGAUUGAUAAUGGGUUUUCUUCACAAGCUAUGGGACGACACACUUGCCGGCCCGGCACCGGAAUCGGGUUUAGGAAAACUCCGCAAGUACAAUUCGUUCGCCGGACGCUCUACCUGCAGUGCUCCGCCGUCUCCCACCAAGCUUGGCCUUCACCAUCACGGCGGUGGCGGCGGCGCUAGCGACGAUCUGAUGCCGGUUUCCCGGAGCAUUACGAUACUCCGUAGCAACUCAACUUGUGGCCGUUCUGGCAAUUCUACGCCGGAUUCUGGAUCUGGUCCAUCUUCUCCGGCGUUUUCUAGCGCUCCAAAUUCCCCAUUUGCACCAAGUACACCACGGAGGAAUUACAGGAAGCAACUAAAGGGAAAAGCGAAUAUGGAACCUUCUUCUGCCAACUAUGAUUGGAUUGUGCUGAGUGCUUGGGAUCGUUGACCAGGGAAACAGAAAAACAAACAAACUAUUUUUGUGUGAAGAAAUGACUGCUGCAAUGGUGUAUAAUUAUUACUAAUAUGUACAUAUUAAUUAGUGUAUAUAACCAAAAUAAUAAUAAGAAGGUUCCAGAGUAGUGAAGGAAUCUCUUGCAACAAAUAGAUGAUGAUUAUGUUAAUAAUAUCAGGGAGAGAGAAACUACAAGUAGGAGAUUUUAACUAAUUUUUUUCUUAUAAACUGCUUCCUCCAUCUGUUUGGAGUGAUGCUUUUUUAAUUUUUUGUUUUUAUAAUAUGGUUGUGAGUUUGAUGUACUCCACCUUAAUAAUGCUCUUUCAAUAAAUACUUGAAUGAAGCUCUAAGUUAGUUAAUAUAUUGGUGUAAUUA